UUCAAAAGCAAUGUGGGAUGUGAGGCAAUUCAGAUUUGUACUUUGCGUAUGGGGCAGAUAACAUAAAGCCUUAAAUUUUCUCAUGGCUUCAUCAGUUGUCAGGUGUAUUUGAUAACGCGUUGAUACGUUUUGGACGCGAUACGAACGAAUGACAAGAACGAGGGUGCGCUAAUCGCUUCGCUCCACUGACCAUACUGCAGUAUGGAGCUUCAUACGACGGACGAGCAGAUCUGGUCCAGUCGACGUCCCACCGGAGAAUGGGGUGGUCCACUGGGUAUGCUCGAGCGAAAUGAGUCAGACAUAUCGGUCCACCCGGUGAUACCGACAGCCGACCGUCUUACGGUGGGCACCCCACUACCAGCCUAUGCCUUCUCCAAUCCACGCUUCUUUGCCGGCACGCCAAAUGCGUACAUGACCAGCGUCUUUGGAUACUUGAUGAGCUUUGAACUAGAGGUGUGGUUGGGCCUGCUGGUCUGUUGGCCCUUGGUGAGUGUCUUUAUCUCCAUCAUUGAAAAGGUGCGGUGUCGGGCUCGCUUCAAUGACAUCAUCGUCGAUAACCUCUUCGACAUCCUCGGAAUUAUGAUGUUCGAAGCCAUGAUGCACUCAAGUGGGAAACCAGCUGAUUUCAUCUGA
Dermacentor silvarum is the source of this 633-nucleotide messenger RNA. RefSeq lists its product as uncharacterized. The coding region runs from base 202 to 633 and encodes 143 amino acids. Lineage: Eukaryota; Metazoa; Arthropoda; Arachnida; Ixodida; Ixodidae. The transcript has 4 exons. The record is from RefSeq and is a predicted model, not a curated record.